Molecule: messenger RNA, 2235 nt
Organism: Chaetura pelagica (chimney swift)
Lineage: Eukaryota; Metazoa; Chordata; Aves; Apodiformes; Apodidae
Gene: XIRP2
Product: xin actin-binding repeat containing 2
Exons: 10
Coding region: 1-2235 (744 amino acids)
Biological process (GO): actin filament bundle assembly
Cellular component (GO): actin cytoskeleton; plasma membrane
Molecular function (GO): actin filament binding
Source: RefSeq, a predicted model, not a curated record
AUGGUGGCCUCUGCUGGCCUGGUGCUGCUUGUCUCUGACCCCAGGUACAUGUUACAUUGGCAGGGCACGCUGGAGCUGGCAGAUUUUCCUCUGCAGAAGGGCUCCGUGGAGCUCCUCAAGCAGAAAUGGGAGUCUGCAACUGCUAGAAGACCUGGCCCGAUGCUCCAGCGCUCACCAACCCCACAGUCCUUGGUGCCGGGUAAGAUCAGCUGCUUCAGUGCCAUGGAGAAAGUGUCAACAGAGAGCAGGAGGAUGGAUGUGUUCAAGGAGGAGAGCCUAGGUGCCCCUCAGCAGAUCGAGGACUUCCCCAUCACUGUGGAGGAGCUGCGGAGCCGCUUUGAGGCCCUGGGUGGCAAGAAGGAAACAGACAGUGAGAGAAAUUCACCUUCAUCAGCAUUAAAGAGUCAUCCUGGGAGCCAUUCUGUCAAUUCUCCAAAGGAGUCUAGUGUGAAGAGAGGGAGAGCAAUCUUUGAAAAGAUGUCAUCAGAAAAUGGCCACAGGAAGAGGUCUGAAGUGGGUUCUCUCAGACCAGUAAGAGGACUAUCUACAGAGAGCGCUCCCAUGGCUGAUAACACACCACUGGACUCCCAGGAGACUGUCUCCUUGAAAGAAAGAAUGGCUUUGUACAAGGCUGCUGUGUCCAACAGAGACAGCAGCAACUCCUUCACUCAUACUUCUGAGAAAACCAAGUUCUGCACAGUGCCUGGCGGCCUGGCAGCAGUGAGGAAACAAUUUGAGAAAGUGCGGAUGAUUUCUUUACAAAAGACCUUUCCUCGGUACCAGCAGAAACCUGUACAGGAAACAUCGAGUAGCAGCCAGUACACUGUACCAAGCAACACCAGGGAAGAUAAGUGCAAUGAAAUGACCUCCAAAGACAGUCAAAUGGAAGCCUCUCAAACACAAAAGGUUUUUCAUCAUGAGCAAGUUACUAAUGAGAUAAAAAUGGCUUCUACAUUCACUCAGCACACUGACGAAACAGCAGUAAUCAAUGCAGCUCAGAAUGAAGAGCUCCCAAAGCCUGUAACACAGAUUUUAAAAGAGCAGAUUGAAAGGACAGCUCAGGAAAAGGCUGUUCACUCUGACAGAGAAACUGCAACGUCUGCAAAAGAAGUAAAGAAACUGCAGAUUCAGGAAACUGAAACGUGCAGACUCUGUCAACAGAGAGUUUACCCAAUGGAAUGCCUGGUUGCCGACAAGCAGAAUUUUCAUAAAUCAUGUUUCCGAUGUCACCACUGUGGCAGUCAAUUAAGCCUGGGAAAUUAUGCAUCUCUCCAUGGAAAAAUAUAUUGUAAACCACAUUUUAAGCAACUUUUCAAAUCAAAAGGAAAUUAUGAUGAAGGUUUUGGACACAAGCAGCAUAAAGAACUAUGGAAUUCUAAAGAUCGGUGUAAAUCAGCUGGCAAUAUUCAUGGUGAAGAAAUAAAUCUCAUUAAUAGUAUCCCUGUUGAUACUAAACCAAUUACAGAAAUUGAUCAAGAUUUGUACUCAGGUACUGAAGGUACCCAUCCUGAUAUUUUGGAUAAUACUUUGAAAAAAUCCACAGAAAGAGGUAAAUUAAAAAUGAUAUGGCCUCCUUCAACAGAUGAUGAAACACCUAAGAAAAUAUUUUCUAUUGAAGAAGUGGUUAAAGUAAAUAAGCCAGCGUGGCCCCCAGCUCAAGAAGAUUCUAGUUUACAUACAAAUAAACCUCUGGGCAGUAAAAAUGAUUCUCAGGAAAAAAAUGCUGUGAGAGAGGAAAAGAAAAGUGACACUGCAAGUGCACAAAAUCGAGUCUCAUCCUUUAGCUCUCUGCCUGAAAAACAAGGUACAAGUAUCUGUAAAGCAGAGAAAAAUGAAGCAGGCAAUAAGGGAAAAGAUGAGGAAGCCGGGAACGUGCAAGAUAAGAUGAAUAAGAAAGGAGGAUCACAGAAUAAGGAGGAAAACAAAAAAGAUAUUAAUGAAAGUGAUAAUGUGGUUGUGCGUAGUUCUGGAAAGGAACAAGUGAAAAAAAAAGAUGAAAUUGAUCAUUCAGAAGUUGUACAGGUUACUAACAUUGAUGAUGUAACAGUGCAAAAGAAUCACAAAGAAUUCAGCUUGAACAACAAUAACAAUAAUGCCACUUUUUCAAAUCUAAACACUUGUAGGAAGGAAACACCUCUCUCAGCUACAUCUAAGCCAAUGACAGCACUCAGCCACGCAGCUUGCGCUGUUUCGCAGCACGUCUUUGCAAAGCUGGCAAAUAGGGUCUGGAAAUGA